AUGAGAAGACAAUUAGAAUUUAAUGUUGUUUAUAGGCCCAGAAAUGUUGACAAUUUAUCUGAACAACCACCACCGUGUGAUGUUCGUGUUGUCCACGUGUUCUUUGUACAAUCAAAUUCCAUCAUGAAAUUCAGAAGUUUACUGCAAACUAUCAUUAAAUUAACAUCCCCGACAAUUAUUGUAAUGAAUACGACACUUUUAGCCAUUAAAGUUAUUUUUAUUUAA
Messenger RNA from Clunio marinus, 225 nucleotides. Lineage: Eukaryota; Metazoa; Arthropoda; Insecta; Diptera; Chironomidae. The record is from the annotation of a GenBank genome assembly.